UAAAUAUCGAAGUUACUAGAAAAAACUUCAGAAGAUGAAGUAAACCUCGACCGUUAGAUAAGUUGUUUGAAGAACCCUCGAUGGUUGACACGUAUGCGUCCAGAGUUUUCCCUUUCCAUAAAAAAAGAGAAAGCGCCGACGUUAUUCCCAAUGCUUCUGAUGAUGAUGAAGAGAGGUUUACGGUUACUGAGUACCAGAAAUCUGAACUCCUCGCCGUUGAUUUACCGUCGUUAUUCUUCUUUCUCGACGUCUCCGUUAAAUGCGGCUCCCGUUAACUUAGCGGUAGAUGACGUGCAAUUAGGUGGGAAAGCGGAGAGUAGUGCUCCGAAUUUACUUCAGCCAGGUGUCAUUGUCUAUGACGGCGUUUGUCAUCUCUGUCACAACGGUGUGAAAUGGGUGAUUAAAGCUGACAGGGAUAGGAAAAUCAAGUUCUGUUGCUUGCAGUCAAAGGCUGCUGAACCUUACAUGGAUGUGUGUGAUCUUGAUCGAGAUGACGUUCGUCGUCGCUUCUUAUUUAUUGAAGGCCCAGGUUUAUACCAUCAAGGCUCCACUGCUGCACUGAGGGUUCUAGCUCACUUGCCAUUACCUUACUCUGCCCUGAGUGCUCUCAUGAUUGUACCUAAACCUUUAAGGGAUGCUGUUUACGAUCACGUUGCCAAGAAGCGGUAUAAAUGGUUUGGGAAGAGUGAUGAAUGCUUGGUCCUCCGGGAGCAAGACUUGUUUGACCGCUUCAUUGAUAGGGAAGAGUUGCUUGAACGUAGCCGAUCAGUUCUGUGAAUAGCUGCUUCAAUGAGUUAGAGAGUGGAGGUAGUCAUAAGGAAUUGUCAAUUGACAUUCUUUUGGAGUUUUUAGUAUGGAGUCAUCAGUAGUAUACUGCUUAAUACACUAGAUCUAAGCAUGAGUGUGGAGCACUGGGGAUACCUUCGUUUUUUGUCAUUGAUGAAGGUAUAACACGUUCAAGGGGAAGACACUGUCUAGUUACUUCUACAGGCUUUCUUCAUAGUAGGUGCUUUGCCAUGUUGGUUAGCCACUCGCAUUCAGUUGUACAUUUGAACCUUUUGGCUGUUGAGUGCUUAAUCAAUUCAAAGCAACUUUCGUUUCAUAAUGGUUUCCAUGGCUGUGUCUUCGUUCCCUUCCUUUACUUUGUAGUGUUUUCCGUGGCACUUUCUUCACCUUUUUGUUGUCUUGCUUUAUUUUGUUAUUAUGUUAUCUCGUUUACUUUCUACUAGCGGUGUCUCAUUAUUUAACUCAUUGAAUUCUUUGCACUGGA
Molecule: messenger RNA, 1270 nt
Organism: Lycium ferocissimum
Lineage: Eukaryota; Viridiplantae; Streptophyta; Magnoliopsida; Solanales; Solanaceae
Exons: 3
Coding region: 94-777 (227 amino acids)
Molecular function (GO): protein-disulfide reductase activity
Source: RefSeq, a predicted model, not a curated record